This is a messenger RNA of Aplysia californica (California sea hare), 4225 nucleotides long. Its product is annotated as transport and Golgi organization protein 6 homolog. NCBI's taxonomy places the organism in Eukaryota, Metazoa, Mollusca, Gastropoda, Aplysiida, Aplysiidae. The transcript is spliced from 18 exons. The record is from RefSeq and is a predicted model, not a curated record. Bases 48 to 3527 code for a protein of 1159 amino acids. Gene Ontology annotation, biological process: protein secretion.
CAAGAAGGCCGGUAGUAAAACGAUUGAAGUGACCUCCCCUGAUAAAGAUGGCUGCCCCCAUAAGUUUGUUGAUGACAGAAAAUUUGCUGGCAACAAGAACUCAACUUUUUAAGGCUCUUCAGUUGCUUGUAACACCUUCAGCAACAAAACAAAGGCUUGAAGAUGGGGUCACCGAGGAACUCCUGGACAGUGUCCUACAAACAAACCUGGCCAUGCUUGCAGAAACUCUGGCUCAGUCAUCAGAGAUGAGACAGCAUCUAGGAACACACGUGUGUAACGUCAUUCAAGAAAACGCACAAAAUUCCGGGGAUGUUGCGGACAAUAAAACAAUCAGGCAAAGAUUUACAGCAACUUGCCUGCAAUUUCUCUCUACCUUGAAGAGCAACCUUGAGUCAGAAAGGUCUGCAUCUGAUGUCUCCCAUGCUUCUUCGGAUGAUACAGGGGGUAAAACUCCGUCUGGAAAAGGUAGAGGUUCCAGCCAGACCUGUCUUCCUCCGGGUUCGUUAAGCGUUGUACAGGAGAAAACAGUAAAUUCAGCCCUACAGUUCCUACUGGUAUUUGGUUUGAAUCCAUUCCUGAUGUCUGGUGUUGGAAUUCCUGUGUCUAAGCGCCUUGGGCCGGGUCAAAUUCUGUUGGCGUCCAUUCAUGACUACAAUGAAGAGCUGUCAGAUCUAGACAGAAUCAAGUGCCUGUUGCCUGUGGUUAUACUCUUAGAAGACCUUAUUUCUGAACCCUCCUUGAAAGAAAUAAUAAUUAACAACUACCUCGCAGAUAUGGUAGCAGCAGUGCUACAAAUUAGGCAUUGUGCAAAAGUUCUUUUGCAGAAAACAGGUAAUAGAAAUAACUCAGGUGAUGGAAACACAGAAAAAUGUUUAAAGGUGUGUCCAGCAAAGCCGUGUAGAGCAACAACACCAGCUGAUGGGUCUGCUUCAUUAGAACCUGUUUUGACUUCAAGUUCAAGAACUCACCUACAGCCCAGUAGUCUUUCAAGCGUUUCACAUUCCACUGCUUAUGAAAGUGCACAAAGGUCAGAGCAAAAACUGUCCUCUGAAGAAGUACCCUUGGGACUUCCUCUACUGGUGAGAGUGAAUGGGGAGGAAUGGGGUUUGCCCCGAGUGGUGGAGUUUUGUGGUGCUGAGAUUGACAGAACGGUGAAGUCUUCUCCCGUUGGCCAAGUGCUUCAGGUGCUUCUUAUGCUGUCUGGUGGACAGAAGUCAGGCCCAGCUGGUGGUGUGAAGUGUCCAGUCUGGUUCCGGCGGACAGUGGCGGGAAUCCUCCGCGACGUCAUCAUGGAACCACCAAAUGUCCAGCAUCUCUUGGUGUCAUUUGUCGGAGACCAAAGCCUGGACUCUGUGAGCACGCAGGAGUGGAGGAAGUGUGUGGCGGUCGCUCAGGUCAUAUCUCGUUGCCCGGUCACCCCUGCCAAUGUGGAGCGGUUUUACUCCUCGGUUUCUCAGCAAUUGGUGAAGGUGGUGAGGGCGGAGAUUAAGGGCAUCUCUCCACUGAUCCUGCGCGCCGUGGGGUUGACCGUGACCGAGCUACAUAAGCUGCAGCCUGAGCUGAUGUGUCGCGUCUGUUUUGUCCCGCUGUUGGCGCCGCUGGUCAAGUGCUCUCUCUCACCAGCAAAACAAUAUGGCAAAGACGGGGCAGUGGUUGUUACAGAGAAUGUUUUCACUUCGUGUGUCGGAUGUUUACACAGAAUCUACAUUGGUGGUCAAGAACCAGACAGUCCUGUGCUGGUCACACUACAGUCGGUGGUCGGUGUGCUGUUUGAUGUCUUUGUCCAGUCUAAGGACGGAGUCACACAGCUCAGACGGCUGAGCUUUGACCUGGUCCAGGCUUAUGUUGCCAGCCUUCCCAUGGAGGACGCGGUGACUUGUCUUCUCUCCGUGACCCAUGACCCUCGGGCCAGAGACACGACCUUGACAUACGCCGGCCUUCACAGGGACGUGUUGUUGACCCCGGGAGACACUGGAGGGUUGCAGGCCGUCUACAGCCCAGGCUUCAGGUUUACCGUGGACUCGCUGAACACCAGAGCGGAGGCUGUCAUGGACGUUGUGGCCGGCCCCGGGCUGGAGUCUGUCAGGUCUAGACUGUUUCUUCUCUUACUGGAGAAACUGACGCAGAUUGUAAGUGCCGAGACCGACAAUUCGGAUGUGAUCCUUCCCGCGAGAGUUAUCUCUCAAGAACACAAGCAAGCCAAACUGGCAGAGCUGACAGGCAAAAUCUCUAUGAUGACUCUGCUGGCCAUGUUGACGGAAAAAUACGGGGCUGAAGUCAUUCAGAGCUGCCAUCACAUACUGCUGUUUGCUAAAGCGACCCUGGAGAGAUGUGUUAAGAUCUGCGAGUCGACACGCGACGACCUGACCUCAGAGUUUGAGGCAGAGACAACCUGUAUGGCCAUGGGUCUACUGACAGCUGUGCUAUCUGGGGCUAUAGAGCUCCAGGAAAAGGAUAAGAGCCUCCUAGACGAGCUUCUCCCAUUGGUCACGUGUCUCAGCGAGCACCAGGGGGCGGAGCCAGCUGUCAGAGAAAUGGCGCAGGACCUCAAAGUGGGCGUGGCUACACGCGGUCUGGUCUCCAUGCAGCUGAGCAAGGAAGAAUCUGCUGUUAAAGACCGAAAUGAGACUCCAGCCUCAAGAACAAAUGAAGAGAAAAAACCUUUGAUUGAAGAACUGCUGUCAGAGACUGACACAGCUCAAGGAAGUGGACUGAAGGCACAGUCGUCCUUUGGUAAGGAGCUGACCCAGGCUUUUGAGGAGCUGAAUGACCCUCUGUUGCCAGUCAAAGGUCAUGGCCUGAUCCGUCUGGCGGGGAUGGUGGAGGGCAGACACCCAGAGGUCACGGACAGACAGGAGCUGUUGGUGAAGGUGUUUUUAGAACAUUUAGGCCACUCAGACUCAUACAUUUACCUGGCGGCUGUGAAUGGGUUGGCCGCACUUGCUGAUCUCUGUCCCGACCAGGUCAUCCCGCGGCUGUGCUCCGAGUUUAGGUCAAAGUGCAUGAUCUCUGAGGUCGCAUCCCCGGAGGUCACCCUCAAGACGGGAGAGGCUCUGGUCAAAGCUGUCCGGCGACUGGGUGAGUUGACCCUGGUGUAUCGUGAGCCUCUGCUGCCCACCAUGCUGUGUGGCUGUCGUCAUGACGACGCGCUGGUGCGGGCCAGCAGUCUGUCUGGUUUGGCGGACACGUGCAGGCUUCUGCGGUUUGCUGUCGGUCCUGUCCUGCAGGAGAUACUGACUUGCUGUCGGGAUGUGAUGGCGUCUGACCCUCACCCUGAACCUCGCAAAGCUGCCACCAUGACCUUGACCCUGCUGCUUCAAGGACUCGGAAAGGACUCUCUGCUGGCCCUGAGUGACGUGAUGCGGGAUGUGUACCGCGUGCUGAAGCACAGCCUGACCUCUGACCCCGACGAGCAGGUCAAGGUCCACGCCAACUUGGCCCUGGCAGAGCUGGAUGACAUCAUGCGGGAAGUUCUGUUUGCCCCACCCGAGCUCAGGAAGAAGAUCACCAUCCUGGGCUAUCAGUGACUCCAUUUUGUCGCACUCAAAUCUGCUUGAUGAAUUUUCCUUUCGUUUUGAACGGAUAACUGGCUCCGCUAGUGCCCCUCCCUCGUCUCCCCUCCUCAACCCAUUUUCUCCCCCCACCUUCUCCGCCCCUCCCUUUCUCCAUCCCCCCCCCCCCAAAGGCAACUACAAUGUUCUCUGUUCAAGUCUGUGUUGUUGACGAGUAUCGCAAAGACCUUAAUGUUUUGAACUCACAAACUCAUUUCUGCAUAUUUCUUGAAGUUGAAGACGGUCUACUACAAGAUGACGGUUACUGCUUUGGGUCUGUAGUAAAAAGGAGAGCAUUUUUUCUUUGACACUACAGUUGUUAAUUUCUCACGCCAUUGCUGAACAUGAGGUUCCAUUGUAUUUUGUCAUUUUAAAAAAUGAUUAUAAAUAAAUAAAUUAUACUUUAUUGAUCCUCGUAGGAAAAUUUAGGUUACAAUGGCAAACAUACAUACGCGAAUACAUAAUUAAACAUACAAGUGUACACAUACAAAGAAUACCAAACACCAAUAUUACAUUUUACACUUAUUCAGACAAUUUAACAACCAUGCCAUUGUUGGUCGCCACUGUGCAGGGCCCUGUGUUUUGUGUGUGUGCUGUUUUUGUCUUGUUGCUGCAGAAUAUCCAGGCAAAAUGUUAUAACCGUGUAAAAAAUAAACGUGAGUCAAAAUUGUAGA